Nilaparvata lugens (brown planthopper) is the source of this 1685-nucleotide messenger RNA. It is a transcript of the gene sqd, whose product is annotated as RNA-binding protein squid. The transcript has 9 exons. Gene Ontology annotation, cellular component: nucleoplasm. Gene Ontology annotation, biological process: regulation of gene expression. The record is from RefSeq and is a predicted model, not a curated record. Gene Ontology annotation, molecular function: RNA binding. Bases 798 to 1685 code for a protein of 295 amino acids. NCBI's taxonomy places the organism in Eukaryota, Metazoa, Arthropoda, Insecta, Hemiptera, Delphacidae.
CUAGAGCUCAUGUAAGCAUCACCCUCAGCAGAGAAUUUAUUAAAAAUUAAUUGAAACACCUAGAAAGUUACCAAAAUUAAUUUGUAACUUUUAUAUUUGUGCGUAGGCCUAAUAAUAAAUUAUUUUUGUAACAUAGUCUAAUAAUACAAUAGUUAUUCAUUUUUUACAUGUAUUUAACUUAUCGUAAAAUUUGCGAUAAGUCAAGUACAAUUCCAAAUUACAAGUUGAAUGAACGCUGAUUGCCGGCAUUACGUAAAUAGAAACAGUUCCACCGGCUCUACCGGUUAUUUUUAAUUUUCAUAAUUAUUCAAAUCUUUAUUUCGAUAUUUUAGGUGAUUUUAAUGGAAAAUUGCUUCAAUUUAGGAGAUUUUGGGGGAAAAACAGCUAUGUUUAAUACUAAUGCGAUCAUUAUAGCAAUUAACAAGUGUGAUAUAAUUUCGCAAAAAUGUCAAGUAGAAAUCGUUGGAAGAGAAGGUCGCCAUUUUAGUGAAGUGAAGGCGUCAGUUGAGUUUGGGUUGAGGCUUGGCUUGGCUUGGCUUGUGUUGAUGUUUUCGAGUUGGAGAACCGCGUGCUCCAGCCGACAUUGGCAUUGCUAUCGAGAGGGGUACCCACUAUUGCUGCUAUUUCAGUACCCCACUCUCCAAUAAACGGGUUUGACCUCUUCCCAUAAGGCCAUAUUCCUGCGCGCAACUCCACUGCGCAGCGUCGGUUUCACACAGUUCCUGUUCUCUUUCGUCGCCAGCCUUCACUGUGUUAGGACAGACGUGUAACUUCACACCAGUUAGUUUUGUUGGGAAAUGGCUGAUUCCACUCUGGAAUACGACAUGAGUAACGGAGAAUUUCAACAGGGCGGCGAGGAUUACACCCAGGACGAUCAAAUGAACGGAUCUGGCGAAAAUGGAGGAGCUAACGAAGGAGGCGACAGUGGAAGCGCCGAAGCACCAGGCAAAGAUGACGAAAGAAAACUGUUUGUUGGUGGACUCAGCUGGGAAACCUCUGACAAGGAACUCCGUGAUCAUUUCGGUACAUUUGGUGAAAUCGAAAGCGUAAAUGUGAAGACUGAUCCAAAUACUGGCAGAUCAAGAGGAUUCGCGUUCAUUGUUUUCAAGUCUGCGGAUGCUAUCGAUAAGGUAGUCAACGCUGGAGACCAUGUGAUCAACAACAAGAAAAUUGACCCAAAGAAAGCCAAGGCCAGACAAGGCAAGAUUUUCGUCGGAGGAUUGUCGGCUGAAUUAUCCGAUGAUGAUAUCAAGUCAUACUUUGCUCAGUAUGGAACCAUUGUUCAAGUUGAUAUGCCGUACGACAAGUCAAAGAACCAGAGGAAGGGAUUCUGCUUCAUCACCUUCGAAUCAGAACAGAUUGUCACUGAAGUUCUUAAGACACCCAAGGCUUCAAUCAAAGGCAAAGAAGUUGACGUGAGGAAAGCGACGCCGAAGCCUGAUGGCAUGGGAAACACGAGGGGAGGUAGAGGAGCCGGCCGUGGCACUCGAGGCAGGGGCCGUGGAGGAUUUGGUCAGGGAGGCUAUGGACAGGGAGGUUACGGUAACUACGGAGCUGGUGGCUAUGGCACUGGCUACGAUUACUAUGGCAGUGGUGGCUACGGAGGUGGAUACGGCGGAGGCUACGGAACCUACGACUACUCGGGAUACGGCGGCUAUGGUAGCUAUGGUACCGGAGGCGGCUAA